GGGCGGCAGAAGAGUGGGUCUGUGAUUGUGGAUUUUUCGUUGGGGGUUUUGGCGUUUGUGUGUUCGUUGAGGAUAUAUUGGGUAUGUUCCUAUUCUCCCCUUCCUCUCGUUCUCAUUCUAAUACGUUGGCAAUGUCAAGAUGUCAUUCAUCGAACCGCACAAAUCAUCGCAAUGGACCCCAACCCAAUUCUGGUCCCACAUGCUAACCUUCCCCACAACCUCCGCCUCCCCCCAUCUCCCCCACAAUCACUCCCACCCUACCAAACACCUCUCCCCCCGCCUCGAAAACACCCACCACCUCCUCCUCACCUCCCUCCCCAAAAUAGCCUUCUCCCUCCUCCUCUUCCGCUGUAUCCCCCCACCCGCCUCCUUCUUCUACAUGUCAUUCUCCCAAGCACGCCUCUACAUGGCUUUGUUGGGCUUCAUCCUCCUCAUCUCGCUCGAGGGCUUCGUCGGGGGUUUCUUUGCGGUGGCAGGGCUUGUAGGGGGUGUAAGGCAGAGGGGGAUGUUCAGGCGGGUUUGGCGGGCGGGGGGGUUCCGGGAUUUGUGGGCGAGGAGGUGGAAUUUGCCGGUUCAUGAGGUUUUGCAUGUGGUGGUUUUCGAGAGGGUGAGUUGCCCAUGUUGCAAACUCCUCUUUCGUCCCGAAACACGCUCCCGUCGCGACUCUCAAAGCGUAUCCACUCACGAGACCGAAAGAAAGAACGAUGCCAAAAAACGCGGACCCUGCGAAAACGCAACCGCCGCUCUCUUCACAUUCCUCCUCUCCGGCCUCGCCCACGAAUACCUAACUUGGAUGUCCGCCGGGCACGUCCGCGGAAUAAACAUCCUUUACUUCCUGCUCAACGGGCUGGGUUGUACUCUCGAAACUUUCUACUUUUCCGGAGCAAGGAGACCGGGAUGGGUGUAUCGAGUUGUGUUUCUGGUGGGGUGGGUAUGGGCUAGUGAGGUUUACACGUGUGGGUAUGUCGAGUCAGGGUUUUUCGAAGAAGCGAAGGUGUGGAUGAGGAUGUUUGGGGUGGAGUGUGGGGAGGUUGUGUGGUUAUUCGGACGACCUGCAAAAUGGGACAAAUAACUCCACCCCACGCACGACAGCUGUAUCAGAAA
This is a messenger RNA of Saitoella complicata NRRL Y-17804, 1104 nucleotides long. RefSeq lists its product as uncharacterized. The record is from RefSeq and is a predicted model, not a curated record. The coding region runs from base 140 to 1072 and encodes 310 amino acids. Lineage: Eukaryota; Fungi; Ascomycota; Saitoellomycetes; Saitoellales; Saitoellaceae. The transcript has a single exon. Gene Ontology annotation, biological process: lipid metabolic process.